UACAUUAUUUCCAGGAAGUGUAAUCGAACGGAUGGAUGAGCUAGAUGCCGGGCUAGAGGAAAUGGAAUAAUGGCUCUUUCCAGGGGCUUAAGAUGCUGUCAAAGGGUUUUUUCCUGGAUACCAGUCAUAAUCAUCACUUCAGUUGGACUAUGGUCGUACUAUGCCUACGUGUUUGAGCUAUGUUUGUUUACAAUAACGAAAAGUUUUGAAAAAGUGGCCUACCUGCUAGUGUUUCACAUCUGCUUCGGGAUGUUCUCUUGGACAUACUGGAAGGCAAUCUUUACCCCACCCGCAUCUCCUUUCAAGAAGUUCCAGCUCUCCUACAUUGACAAGGAGCGCUAUGAGAUGGAGGAGAGGCCAGAUGCCCAGAAACAGAUACUGGUGGACAUUGCCAAGAACCUGCCCAUCUUCACUCGAGCUGCAUCCGGAGCUGUCAGGUUUUGUGACCACUGCCAGGUUCUGAAGCCGGACCGCUGUCAUCACUGCUCCAUUUGUGAAACGUGUGUGUUGAAGAUGGAUCAUCAUUGUCCAUGGGUUAACAACUGCGUGGGCUUCUCCAACUACAAGUUCUUCCUGCUGUUCCUCUCCUACUCCAUGCUCUACUGCAUCUUCAUUGGAGCCACUGUCUUUCAGUACUUUAUCAAAUUCUGGGUGGGGGACCUGCCCAACGGACGCACUAAGUUCCAUGUCCUCUUCCUCAUGUUUGUGGCACUCAUGUUCUUCGUCAGUCUUAUGUUCCUAUUUGGUUACCACUGCUGGCUGGUGGCCAAGAACAGGUCCACUCUGGAGGCCUUUUCUGCACCAGUCUUUGUAACUGGUCCAGACAGGAACGGCUUCAACGUAGGCCUGAAGAGGAACUUGGAGCAAGUGUUUGGAGAAGACAAGAGGCUGUGGUUCAUCCCUGUUUGUACCAGCCAAGGAAACGGACAUUACUUCCCCCUCAAGAGCCAAAGUGAGUCCAGGAACCCCUUACUGGCAAAUGAGGAGGGCUGGGAUGAGGAAGAGGACGAGUCAGAGGAAGGCUGCUUGGAUCUGGACCCUUCGGUUACAAUAGAGAUGGAAGAAAAACUGGGACACUUUGUAGAGCUCUGAGGACUAUGGGACUGCACACGUAGAGCUGUAUUGUGGUUAACACAUUCACAAUCCUGUGAAGCCUUUAGAAAACUCUGAAUAGGCAUGUGUGGAUGGAUGACAUGGUUCUUGUUGAAAAAGUAUUGUGGGUUCAUGUGGUGUACAGAAUAUAGUAAUUGAAAAAAGUCCAAAAGAAAGUUUGGAUUAUCAACAAUAUUCAUUGUUUCUUUUUGGAUGGAAAUAUCGGCAUCAGUAUCUCCCUUGGUUGGGUAUUGUCAUUUAUGUCCAAUGUGACAGAAUAUAUGAAUGGCUCUUUACAUUGCUUCUCCUUUGCAACUGCAACUGGGACAUAUUUUGCUCAUAAUGUCUUUUUAUCCAUAUUACUCUUUCUGUCUCUGUCUCAGUCUCUGGUGUGAUGUUGUACAGUACAAAUACUUUAAAUAGCAAAGCUCAGGGCAUCUCUUGUUUUGGGGGUAUAAAAACCAAUACCACACCCUACCAGUCUAGAGAGACCUCUUGUAGUGUAGGAGCUUUAUACUCCAGCUCAUGAACCUGUUCAUUUGACAAAAGUGGCAAUUCCUCUAACUGUUCAUCAGUGUUUGUUUUAUGAUAGUUCUAUACUACGGCCCUUUAAUACUUUUUCCAACACCUAUAACUCUGAGAUCUUAAUGUUUUAAAUAAAGUAGCAUCAGAUACUA
Osmerus eperlanus (European smelt) is the source of this 1769-nucleotide messenger RNA. Its product is annotated as palmitoyltransferase ZDHHC15B-like. Lineage: Eukaryota; Metazoa; Chordata; Actinopteri; Osmeriformes; Osmeridae. The transcript has 12 exons. Gene Ontology annotation, molecular function: palmitoyltransferase activity. The coding region runs from base 70 to 1092 and encodes 340 amino acids. The record is from RefSeq and is a predicted model, not a curated record.